This is a messenger RNA of Penicillium longicatenatum, 924 nucleotides long. RefSeq lists its product as uncharacterized. NCBI's taxonomy places the organism in Eukaryota, Fungi, Ascomycota, Eurotiomycetes, Eurotiales, Aspergillaceae. The record is from RefSeq and is a predicted model, not a curated record. The coding region runs from base 1 to 924 and encodes 307 amino acids. The transcript is spliced from 2 exons.
AUGAAUACUACUGAGCCAUCGGCGUCGACUCCGACAGGUCCUCACACGAGCACAGCCAGAGAUAUAGACACUUCAUUGUCUUGUUCACCCACUCAUAUAGAGUCGGAUCUAUCCUCGUCGAUAAGCAGCGGCCGAUCCCGCUCGAGCGCUACGUCCCGAAAAUAUUCCGCUCAUCAGUCCCCGCAAUCACAGAAGCGGUUCAAUGAGAACACCCCCAUAAACGGCGCUAGCUCAUCAUCGCGUGGCUAUCAGGCCACCGAGCCUCCAAACCCGACUCCUGGGAAUCACGAUUUCAUCAAGGAUUGUCAAUCCAGUAACCCUGAAUCUAGCAAUGCUGCCGGUUCCUCCAACCAAAAGGCUCAGACUAAUCAGCGCGAGCCAGAAGAGGAACACGAGCGAUCCCUGUUAGGCCGGUUCGUGGACCGAUUUGGCGCUCUAGAAUUGGAGAACAAGGGUAGCGUGGCACGAGAUCACUUGGCCUUGGAACGAACAUUCCUUGCGUGGAUGCGCACAUCGCUAGCGUUUGCCUCCAUCGGCAUCGCCGUUACUCAACUAUUCCGAUUAAAUACGGCCAAUACGUCUACGAAUGCCAAAUACCAUGGCACCUACGAUAAUUACCCCGGGAUUCAACCCCCUUCCGAUUCCUCGUCUAUCCUCGAUACUUUCGCAAUGUCCCCUUCACCACAGGAUACAUCCAGACUCCGCAAUGUAGGAAAACCUCUCGGCUCAACGUUUAUAGGCGUUGCUAUUUUAGUUCUAAUAAUUGGGUUCCACCGUUACUUCGAGAGCCAGUACUGGAUUAUUCGUGGGAAAUUCCCUGCCAGCAGAGGCAGUGUGGCACUUACAGCUUUCGUGGCGAUUGCAUUGAUUAUUGCGGCGUUUGCGGUGAUUCUGGCUGUAUCACCAAAUUCAUAUGAGUCCUAA